AUGUCUAUAACUCUGUCUUCUCAGAGUGAGAUGUCCCGUAACAGAGUUGAACCUGCAGCAAAUGAAGAGAAUGAUACAAAAGUCAUACUCCAGUCAGAUGGUGAUCAAUCCAGGAGCGCUGGGUUCUGUGGAUAUCUCCUUACCUUCUUCUCCUACCUCGUUGUCUAUCUUACUUUUCCUGUCUCGGUCUGGUUUUGUAUGAAGAUUGUCCAGGAAUAUGAAAGAGCAGUUAUUUUCCGUUUGGGACGACUACUAGGCGGUGCAAAAGGACCUGGUUUGUUCUGGAUUAUUCCAUGUGUGGACACAUUUCGGAAGGUUGAUUUAAGGACAGUAUCUUUUGACAUGCCUCCACAAGAGGUGCUGACCAAAGACUCAGUGACUAUCAUGGUGGAUGCGGUGGUCUACUAUCACAUCUUUAACCCCACUGUCUCCAUUACCAAAGUGGAGAAUGCUAAUCAUGCCACACAGAUGCUUGCACAGACUACAUUACGAAACAUGCUCGGAACUAAGAGCCUGGCAGACAUCUUAAAAGACCGUGAGGAGAUGUCCGAACAGAUGGAGGCUGUGCUGUAUGCUGCAUCCAAGAACUGGGGUAUCAAAGUGGAACGGGUCGAGCUUAAAGAUGUCAAACUGCCCACCACUUUGCAGAGAGCCAUGGCAGCUGAGGCAGAGGCCACCAGAGAUGCCAGAGCCAAGGUGAUCGCAGCGGAGGGAGAAAUGAAAGCCUCGUGUGCUCUGAAGGAGGCGGCAAAUGUGAUGUCAGAGUCUCCGUCUGCUCUUCAGCUGUGCUAUAUGCAGACGCUGACUGAGAUUGCUUCAGAAAGGAACUCAACUAUUGUCUUUCCUCUUCCUAUUGACCUCAUUUCUAAUUUCAUGAAAAGGUGA
Messenger RNA from Sinocyclocheilus anshuiensis, 885 nucleotides. Its product is annotated as erythrocyte band 7 integral membrane protein-like. NCBI's taxonomy places the organism in Eukaryota, Metazoa, Chordata, Actinopteri, Cypriniformes, Cyprinidae. The coding region runs from base 1 to 885 and encodes 294 amino acids. The record is from RefSeq and is a predicted model, not a curated record. Gene Ontology annotation, cellular component: plasma membrane. The transcript is spliced from 7 exons.